Molecule: messenger RNA, 2241 nt
Organism: Cryptomeria japonica (Japanese cedar)
Lineage: Eukaryota; Viridiplantae; Streptophyta; Pinopsida; Cupressales; Cupressaceae
Exons: 5
Coding region: 432-1313 (293 amino acids)
Source: RefSeq, a predicted model, not a curated record
CAUACAGGACAACACUCACCAUCGAGUGAUUGGUGGGACAAUCGUUCUCAUGCACUGCAACAUUUUUCCGUUAACCCUAACGCCGGCGUGAUUUCCAACUAAGACGCCUUGUACUUACCUACCAUUCAAUUCAAACAUCUUUUGUGCAUUCGAACCCGCGAUCUACCAGUCCACCAUCCAAUUUAUCGUCAAUACCUAAAAAACCAUAUCCCUAUCCCUCAUCAUCCGCAUCCUUUAAUGUGCUGUGCUGGGGUUUUCAUUGCUCUCGACCUUUUCGUAAUUUGCUGCCGGGAAAAUUAUCCACUUCUUGAUAAUCCCGUGGCUGUAAGUUAUCUCUGCUCUUGGUCGAGUUCAUAAUUUCUGGGGCGUUGGCGAAUAAUAUGUUACAUAUAUUGGUUGAUUAGUUUUGAUCAGAAAUCACUUUCAGCGAAAUGUCUCAGUUUUCGCCCGUUGAUGGGUUUAGCCAAGUGCAUGAAAGUUUGACUGAGACGAUCACACUUGUGGCAAAUGAACCAUCGCUGGGUCUCUUCUUUGUGCAACACCACGCUCACAAUGCAGCACCCAUAUUGGCUUCUGUUAAGAACAAACUUGUUGAUGCUUCUCAGGAAGCAUUCUUGUGCACUGAGGACAUGACAGAUGCUCUCAAUUCAGUCAAAUCAUUUAAAAGAUGUGGGCCUAACAUUAUAGAUAGAAUGAUCAAGAACCUCGAGUCCUCAGUUUCAGUAAUGUCAUCCUUGCAUCAGCUUAGACGAAAUGGAGGAAGACUAGAUCAAUCAAACAUUUCUCGCAAAAGCAACACCAUACGAGCUGUGUGGGAUUCUGCUUUGCAGAAGUCAGGGAGUUCAUAUUGGAGCUCGCACUCUUCAAGCAUGUAUCAAGUACGUGUUCACAACAAAGAAAGUAGUUCCUCUACCCAAGAAAGGUACGAAGAGCCAAUAGCAAAUUCUCCAGGAACAAACCUCUUUGAUUCCCAGAGUUUUUUGUUGCCCUUAAAAUCUGCUCUGCAACGGGCAGGAAAUUUUGGGUGGCGUAGAUCCACUGUUGACAAUAGAUUUAAUAUGAAUAUUAGAACAUUACCAAGAAGCUAUUCUGCUGAAGAUAUGAAGAUUAUUGCCGGUAAGGGGCCAGAAAAUUAUGAAUAUGUAACCAAUAACCCUGUUAUUAUCAGUUCUGAGGCUGUUGGGGAAGGAAGUACAGUAUUGUCUGGAGAAGAUGUAGCAAAUAGUAAAGAAAUGGAUCAAGAUGAUCAACUUCCAGUGUCCAGCCAAACUCUAUUUGAAUCUGAUGAUGAUGGCAACACACAAAUUCCCUAGUUGGCACAGGCUGACAGGGUCCACAAGCAGAUAAUUAUGCUUUAAAUCUGAGGAGAAACUAUAAGAAAUUUCCGUCAGGUUCCUAAUUUGGAAGCAAUGUCUAAUGUUCAGUGUAGUGCUUCCAGUGCCAGCGGAUGUGAUUUAAGACCAGUUGUUUAGUUCAACUUCAGCAUACACACAGAUGGAUCUUAGCUUGAUCAUUAAGAAAGCCUCGAGUAUUAUUAACUGAAGAUAAAUGUGUUUUCUAAGCGUCAAGUCUUCUUUGGUAUUGACAGGUUGUAUUUUCCUUUUGAAAUCAAUCAGGCCAUUUGAUUUACAUGCACACAGCUAACAUCUACUAAUUCUUCAGUGGCAGGACAAAUUGACGCUUACAAGCUUUCUCUUUUAUCUAUAAACUGAUGACAUAUACCACAUAAAGACCAUACUAAUUUUAUCCUGCAACAUCAACUGAGGAGUGAUGUUUAGUUUGGUAAAAUUUAUCCUAUAUUUUGAUUGUCUCAUGAUUUAUUACAUCAUAUUCCUUUCUGUACAGUAUUUGAUAUAUGUAUAUUUAAGCUUUUUUAUAAUCAAUAAUACUUCAUCAAUAUUUCUGUUGCUUUCCUAGCAGCUAUGUAUCCAAUUUAAUCUACAAAAUGUGUACAAGGGAUAUUUAUGAAUGUGCUAGCGUCAAUGGGGUAUGAACUAUCAAUAUUGAUUAAUAAUCCUGCUAUUAUUAUUUCAAUUAUUUGUCUACCAAGAAUGGAAGUCAUGGUUACCUAUUUCUAUCCUAUCGUCAAUUUCAUGGUUCACAAGCAGAGGUUGACCGAAAGAAUUAUAUUUUGUCUUAUCCUUGUUCAAAAUUAAUGUAUCAAACGUGAGCAUCUUUAACUAGCUUUUAUUGGAGGCAUUCUGUGAAUUGGAAAUGAAUGGAAGGGAGAUCCAUUCUUCA